CGGGCCGCAUUGAGGCCACGCCCCCGCUCCCCCACAGGGCCUGGUUUGGUUGUGUUGUCGCCGGGAAAGGAGACGCUGCCCUUCCGCAGCGAUGGGAUCCUGGCUCUGUGGAAGGACCUUCUGUUAUGUGUGCCCCGGCUCUGCUGACGUGUGGGUGGUGCCCAGGACCCGGCCAGAGACCAGUUGAAGACCUUCUCGGAAGCUCUUACCCCAAGAGUUCCCGCCUCGGGUGCUUGGUCUGCCAUGGCGUUCCGUCGUACUGAGGGUAUGUCCAUGAUCCAGGCUCUAGCCAUGACUGUGGCUGAGAUACCCGUGUUCCUGUACACGACAUUUGGUCAGUCUGCAUUCUCCCAGCUGCGGUUGACACCAGGCCUGAGGAAGGUUCUUUUUGCCACAGCCCUUGGGACUGUGGCCUUGGCCCUGGCUGCCCACCAGCUGAAGAGGCGCCGGCGGAAGAAGAAGCAGGUGGGCCCUGAGCUGGGAGGUGAGCAGCUGGGUACAGUACCCCUACCCAUCCUCAUGGCCCGCAAGGUCCCUUCAGUGAAGAAAGGCUACUCCAGCCGGAGGGUUCAGAGCCCCAGCAGCAAGAGCAAUGACACUCUCAGCGGCAUCUCCUCCAUCGAGCCCAGCAAACACUCAGGCUCCUCCCACAGCCUGGCCUCGAUGGUAGUGGUCAAUUCAUCCAGCCCCACAGCCGCGUGCUCAGGUUCAUGGGAAACCAGGGGGAUGGAGGAGUCUGUGCCCACCACCGAUGGCAGUGCUGAGAGCCUCUAUGUACAAGGUAUGGAGCUCUUUGAGGAGGCCCUGCAGAAAUGGGAGCAGGCCCUGAGUGUGGGGCAGAGAGGGGAUGGAGGCAGCACCCCCACACCAGGGGACAGCUUCCAGAAUCCAGAUACCUCGUCAGAGGCACUGUCAGAGCCAGAGUCGCAACGGAGGGAGUUUGCUGAGAAGCUGGAGUCCCUGUUGCACCGGGCCUAUCACCUGCAGGAAGAAUUUGGUUCCACCUUCCCCUCUGACAGCAUGCUGCUGGAUCUCGAGAGGACCCUCAUGCUGCCCCUGACUGAGGGCUCACUGCAUCUACGGGCCGAUGACGAGGACAGCCUGACCUCGGAAGACUCCUUUUUCUCAGCCACUGAGCUCUUUGAGUCCCUGCAGGUCGGAGAUUACCCGCUCCCUCUCUCCAGGCCUGCUGCUGCCUACGAGGAAGCUCUGCAGCUGGUGAAGGAGGGCAAAGUGCCCUGCCGGACACUCAGGACAGAGCUGCUGGGCUGCUACAGUGACCAGGACUUCUUGGCCAAGUUGCAUUGUGUACGACAGGCCUUUGAGGGGCUUCUGGAAGAAAGGGACAACCAGGUCUUCUUUGGGGAGGUCGGCCGGCAGAUGGUGACAGGCCUGAUGACCAGAGCUGAGAAGAGUCCCAAAGGCUUCCUGGAGAGCUAUGAGGAGAUGCUGAGCUACGCCCUGCGGCCUGAGACCUGGGCCACCACCCGACUGGAGCUGGAGGGCCGAGGGGUGGCAUGCAUGAGCUUCUUUGACAUUGUGCUGGACUUCAUCCUCAUGGAUGCUUUCGAGGACUUGGAGAACCCCCCAUCUUCGGUGCUCGCUGUCCUGCGGAACCGCUGGCUGUCCGACAGCUUCAAGGAAACGGCCUUGGCCACUGCGUGCUGGUCUGUCCUGAAAGCCAAGAGGAGGCUCCUGAUGGUGCCUGAUGGCUUCAUCUCCCAUUUCUACUCCGUAUCGGAGCAUGUCAGUCCUGUGCUGGCAUUUGGCUUCCUCGGACCCAAGCCCCAGCUCGCGGAAGUCUGUGCUUUCUUCAAGCACCAGAUUGUGCAGUACCUGAGGGAUAUGUUCGACCUGGACAACGUGCGCUACACAUCGGUGCCAGCCCUAGCAGACGACAUCCUGCAGUUAUCCCGACGCCGCAGCGAGAUCCUGUUGGGCUACCUGGGGGCGCCAGUGGCUAGUAGCACUGGGCUGAACGGGCCGGUACCUCAAGAGAAUGGGCCCCUGGAAGAGUUGCAGUAAUGGGGACACAGCCUGAGGGGAGAGGUGGCUGCUUGAGCCUCAUUCACAAGGGUGAUGGGAGAGAAAAGGCUGCCCUUCCCUUCCUUCGGGUUGGCAUCCAAGGGUUAGGGUGGCCAAGGGCCAUUGUCCCUGAGCCUGCUAUACCUGCUCAUCUGGGAAUCCCAACACCUGGAGGACAAAUUUCCAUGGAGAGGAACCACUAGGAGCCUAUCCAGAUGCCCUUGGGGUUGCCUGGGCAGCAGGGGCAGGCCAGGGACAGCAAGGUGUGACAAGGGGAAGACUUGAGAAGAAGGUGUAGAGAUAUGGACCACAGAGCCCCAGUACCCUCCGGGCUGCAGACAGAGGGCAAGGAGGUGUCGGUGAGGGAUAAGACAUGAGGGCUAUGUGGUGACAGUCACAGGGUCCUGGAGUAGGAGCCAGCACCAAGGCUUCUGGUCGGGAUGGAAAGCCCCGUCUGGGCCAUCCAGAGGUGAGCUCGCCCCACCCAUGCUCCCUUCAGAAACCCAGGCACCAACCCAGGACCCUGUCCUCCCACAUUCCCAUGCCCUGCCAAAGACUCAGUUUUUAUCCCACCUCUGCCACCAUCAAAGAUGGAGGAGGUGGGACUGGGCACAUCCCACCUCCCUGUGAGCCUGGAACUCCCUGGGCAGUGCUAGGCUCCAGCUGAGGGCUCUAAGCAGAGCUCACAAAGGCUUACCAUCUGCUGCUCUAGAAGUGAGGGCCUGGGAACCAUGGCAGGGAGGGCAGGGUCAGCCCCCCCAACAAGAAGCGGACUCAGCAUUUUGCCUUUAACUCCAUGCACACGGACUUUGGGGCUGCCCAGCAGCAUAGCGCCCACCUCAGGGCUGCUGCCACCCAGGGCCCUGCAGACAGCUCUGCAAGCAUUGUCAUGGCAGCUGCAGGGGUCCUGGGAGCCCUCUCCUUUAUCCCGAGCUGGGAAAUUUUUAUUUAUUGCCUUAACACUUUAUUUGGAUGCUCUGCUCCUUUCAGGCUGUGAGACCUACAGGGGACGAGACUCCUGGUCUGGUCUGGGGUUGAGCAUGGGCUCCUGGGACCCAGUCCCUCCCAGGGUCGGGAGGACACAGUGAGGAGAGGGUGGGAGGGUGACCGAGGCCCUGUGCUCAGGAGCAGCCCUCCCUCUGCGCUCAGUCUGACAUUCCGUUCAUUUGCACUUACUGAGCUGUGAGUGAGCCCUGGCCCAGGCCCACCCUUAUUUGCCCCUGAACCUCACAGCGGUGGCAUUUUCAUCUGUCCUUGUUCACGUGUCCCGCACUGCCCUCCAGCACUCGAUCUGUCAACUUCUAAACCCCAUGAAGAGCGUGUGCAAUGACUGUGCGUCAGAUAAAUGACAGAAACGGCCUCUCCUGCGUCUUGCUGGGUGUAGGGCCGGGCUGGGGUGGAGCAGUGACUGGAGAGCUGCCCUUUGGUGCGGUAAUUGUGAUGUGGGCUGUGAACACUCUUGCAGCCAUGUGACAGCAUGACAGGGUCUCUGGGUCCCCAAGAUGGCAAGGUACAGAUGUGAGGUAGGUGGCCUGCACUUCUGCAUUGCACCCAGCCAGGGGUUGAGAAGUUGGCCCAGGUGACCACAGCCCAUCAGAUCUUCACGUGUCUUCAUGGGCAUCUGUCUGAGGGUGACUGUAGCUGUGAGGAAGCACCAUGACCAAAAGUAGUGAGGGCGGGAACCUGGAGGCAGGAGCUGAUGCAGGGACCAUUGGUGAAUACUCUAGAUGCUCCUUAUAGGCUUGCUCAGCCUGCCUUUGUAUGGAACCAAGAACUACCAGCCCGGGGAUGGCCCCACCAACAAUGGGCUGGGCCCUUCAAGCCCAUCAAUCACUAAGAAAAUGCCCUAACGGCUCACCUACAGCUCCAUCUUAUGGAGGCGUUUUCUCAGCUGAGCUCCCUCCUCUCUGAUGACUGCAGCUUGUGUCAAGUUGACAAAACCCGCCAAUAGGUGAUGAACGCUCAUGCUUUUAAUCCUAGCACUCAGGCAGAUGCAGGAGGAUCUCUAUGGGUUUGAGGCCAGCCUGGUCUACACAGUAAGUUCAGGCCAGCCAGGGCUACACAGUGAGACCCUGUAAGGGCUAGGGACUGGGCGUGGACUAGAUGGCUCAAGCAGGUCAAGUGCUAGCAGUGGGCGUUCAGUCCCCAGCACCCGGAAAAGGCAGGCACCGUGGCAGCAUAAUUGUAACGGGGGUAGAGACGGGAGGAUCCUUAGGGCCUUGAAGACCAGCCAGUUUAGCUGAAUCACAAAUUUGGGUUCAGUGAGCAAUCCUGCAUUAAAACAAGUCAAGAUUGAUGAUAAAGGAAGACAUUCGGAGCCGGGCAGUGGUGGCGCACGCCUUUAAUCCCAGCACUCGAGGCAGAGGCAGGUGUAUCUCUGUGAGUUCAAGACCAGCCUGGUCUACGAGAGGUAGUUCCAGGACAGGCUCC
Molecule: messenger RNA, 4455 nt
Organism: Chionomys nivalis (European snow vole)
Lineage: Eukaryota; Metazoa; Chordata; Mammalia; Rodentia; Cricetidae
Gene: Miga2
Product: mitoguardin 2
Exons: 16
Coding region: 244-2025 (593 amino acids)
Biological process (GO): mitochondrial fusion
Source: RefSeq, a predicted model, not a curated record